This is a messenger RNA of Hypomesus transpacificus, 4781 nucleotides long. RefSeq names its product MAP7 domain containing 2a (gene map7d2a). Gene Ontology annotation, biological process: microtubule cytoskeleton organization. The transcript is spliced from 17 exons. The record is from RefSeq and is a predicted model, not a curated record. Bases 278 to 3283 code for a protein of 1001 amino acids. Lineage: Eukaryota; Metazoa; Chordata; Actinopteri; Osmeriformes; Osmeridae. Gene Ontology annotation, cellular component: microtubule cytoskeleton.
AGAUAACUUAUGUGGAACAAUUGUUGUCUCGUUCAGUUCCUAUUUAUCCGAGUUGCCAUUGCUUGAGCGUCGUCUGCAAUCCUGGGGUAAUUUUGCUGAGACAGGGAAACCAAUAGCCAUCCCUUAGCAGCGCAAUGUUGCUCUGCUGCUGAGGAAGGCUUGCUAGCAAAACCGUCUAACUCAGUGAUAGCGAGAGUAGGCUAUUAACUGCAGAAUAUUGUGACAUUGCACCCAUAACCCGGUCUACAUUUGGGUAGCAUACAACCUGCAAGUGAAAAUGGCGGCACCCAACGCACAAUCAGCCCAAGUUCCAUGUAUGUCGCCACCGUCCGUUGCUGUGAUAGCUGACAGGAAAUGCCCCAGCGCCAGCCUUGGUUCUCCAAUCAGAAUGGUCACUCACCCCGGAAGCCCCGGACCUGCUGGGAAACAUAAGAAGAGGGCCCAGACCAACGGCCAUCCCUCGCCUUCACGUCUCCCUGGCAACAACAACAAUCAUGCAGAUAAACAAUAUGCGGAAGGCUAUCUGAAAACGGACGACAGGAUGCGUUUAGCCAAAGAGAGACGGGAGGAGAGAGACAAGGGCCUCGUGGCGCGGGAGCAGGCGAUCAAGGAGAAGGACCGGCGGGCCCGGCUGCAGUACGAGCGCACGGUGGAGGAGCGCUGGAGGCGCCUGGAGGAGCAGAGGCACAAGGAGGAGCUCCGCAGGGCCGCCGUGGAGGAGAAGAGGAGGCUGCGGCUCGAGGAGGAGAAGGAGCGGCUGGAGGCUCUGAUGAAGCGCUCCUUGGAGCGCAGCCUGCAGCUGGAACAGAGGCCCAGGCGCUGGAUGUGGGGCACUGCCGCGGCCUCUCACGGUGACAGUGAGAAUGCCCUCCUCCCUCUCGCUGCCGCCUCCGCCUUUCCCCAUGACCUCGCAGCCCCCCUUCCUGCCGUCAGCGAAUCCGCUCCCUGCAGCCCGCACAGGUCGCCGUAUCGAGGCUCCCCAGGCCGUGCCGACCGCCACAGGGUCGGCCUCCAGGGGGCGCCAGAGGAGUCGGUCAGAAGCUCCCAGUCCACUCCCAACACCCCCAAGAAGGAGAGACUGCGCCGAGAGAGGAGGACCGCCUCUCCAGCCAUGGUGUCGACCGCCAGGAGAGCCCAAUCUCCAGCCAUGGUGUCGACCGCCAGGAGAGCCCAAUCUCCGGCCAUGGUUUCGAGACACCCCGCCUCCCCCAAGUUGAUAUCAAAAAGUCGUGGCCGGUCGCCUAACGCUGUGCGCCAAUACAACUUUUCCCCAGUCAGACACAGGCCCAGCCCAGCAGACGUCGACGAGGACAAGAAAGGGGAGGACAAAAGGAACCUGGACGCACCGAGAGCAGAGAACAAGGGCCUCGCCCACACAGACAAACCCCUCGGGCGGUGUGAGAGCCCCGUGAAAAGGAAGGCUGACGCCCACGGCCUUGAGAAGUCCUCUCCGGCAGAGAGCCCGGAGAGAAGGUUCCCGAACGCAGAGACCCCUGAGAAGAGGCCUUCCAAGGUGGAGAACAUCGGCACUAUUCAGACCAAGGAAGAGAGCCUUGAGAUAAAGGAUUCCCCUGAGAGGGACUGCACCAGGAUGGGCACCCCGGUGAAGAAGAUACCAAAGCCUACGAGCAACGAAAAAGACAAAAGCACAGAUGCAGAGAAGAGCACAGAUGAACUGACAUCGCCGGUGACGCCAACGGGAAAGGCGGUUGCCGGGACGACAAACGCCGAGGAGGCAUCCAGGCUGCUGGCUGAGCGGAGGCGUCAGGCAAGGGUCCAGAAGGAGCUGGAGGAGAAACAACGGCAUGAGAAGGAGGAAGAGGAGCGUCGGAAGGCCGAGCAGCUGAAGAAAAGACUUGUGGAGGAGAGAGCCCGUCAGGAGGAAGAGACUCAACGCGUGAACGAACGAAACAAACAGGAAGUGCUCCACAGGAAGACCGAGCACGAGGAGAUACAACAGGUCCAGCUGGACAAAGAGAAGGAAGACGCAGAGAUUCACGCCCAGCAAGAAUCGGACCGUCAUCGUCAGGAGAGAGAGAUACAGAAAAUCCAAGAAGAAGAGGAGAGACACCAAAGGAAGAAGAGAAUUGAGGAGAUUAUGAAGAGAACCCGCAAGACCGAAGCUGAGCUGAAGCAGACAGAAGAGGCCCAGGGUGGCCAGCCUGUCUCCCCACCAGGGGAAGGGUGGAUGAACACUCAGACAAUUACUGGUUUCAAUGUGGAAGCGACUUUAAAAGUAGAGUCUCAAGUGAAGGGAGAGUUCAUUACCCAGGGCAGCAAACAAGGGAGUGUACCAGUCAAGAUCGCGGCCCAGGAACAAGCACAUGUCAACAAUCAGGGGAAGGCAAAGGCGAAUGGGAACGUUUGUAAUGAAGGGACUCCUGUGAAGAGUGACCUGACAAUGGGCACAGAAGCUAAAGAUAUGACUGAACACGUGACUGAACACGCGACUGAACACGUGACUGAACAGAAACCCGCCCCGGCGGUGACGGUGGAGGAUUCCACCCAGGGUGCGAAGCAGGAGAGUGCCUUUGUGAAGGGACAGGUGUCUGUCCAGGUGAAAACGCAGGGUCGCGCGCCGUUGAAUGUCAAAGCCGCUGACCAAAUCGAUCAGCGGGAGAACACAAAGAGUCUUAAAGCCAAAGUGACCAAACAGGAGCAGGCAUUGUCUAUGCAGGGCCAUAUGAAGAAGGAUGAAACCAGCCCAAAAUCAAGCAGCCAACCAACCAGUGCUCGUCUAGAGAGGGUGGAUAGCCCCAGCCAACCAACCAGUGCUCAGCUAGAGAAGGUGGAUAGCCCCAGCCAACCAAUCAAUGCUCAGCUAGAGAAAGUGGAUAGCCCCCAGGUUACACGGAAGGUAACCACUCAGGCAACUAACGGAGGUGGCAAAGGAGGGGUUGUAGCGAGCGUGCCGUCACUGGUGGUGACCCAGACAGGAGGCCUACUCCGCCCUCCCCCCCGUCUGGAUGUGAAAAGCAGGGGUGGGGCCAGUGACGAGGUGCAGUCCAUGGAGGUCAGCCCUGUCUCUAAAGAGGAGCUCAUCUCCAUCCCCGAAUUCUCCCCGGUCAACGAGGUUCAGCCGAACGUCAUGACCAACGACCGUGCUCUGGAGGACCUGCUGGACCUGACGGGACAUGUGGCCUUCCCCAAACUGUCCCCUCUCGGAAACCAAGGCGACUGCAACAAGAACUUGAUUGGUGGGGUCUGUAGCCCCUGUUCUGAAUCCCAGCUCAUCCAGACAGUCCCUCAUCCUGCUAAGUCCUCAAACAAGGUCAAUAAAUAGUAGUCAGACACCAAGGAAAGAACAACUCAGUUAUUAUUCGCGGGAGAAGUAUUAGAGUGGGUUGGUUAAGAGGGAGCUGGCUUGUUGUUGUAUGAUGUGUUUUUCCGGAAAUGUCUUCAGUUGAACAGAUGAACAUAUUGGUUUCUCUUUCUUUCUCGUUUGCACUCACGCACAUUGGUUACGUACAGAAAUGCACAGCAUCGAGUCCCGACGUCAAACCCUCUCAAGAUUACAUUGUUCUUUCUAUUGACACGUUCGUCUGACACACCUCAAUAGAGGAGAGUGGAGGAAAUUGGAUGAUUGGGGGACAGACAGCUUCCGUUAGUUUGCAUGCUCUGUGUGACUUUCUCUAAAUGUAUUCAUGCACCGAACCAUUAUAAGCAUUUCUCCCAUGACUACCUUAAGAUACUGUGAGAAGCUGAUAUCAAAACAAAUCAAAAUGCCAUUGCUUGAUAGAAACCCAGACUGGUCUACCAUUUGAUUCCAUAUCGUAGUUAUUGACUUCACACAGACCACAAAUACCUGUGUUCUCUAGAGUAGCUAGUUAGUAUGUAGCAUUUGAUGUAUAAAAAAUGCAUUCCCCUGGUAAUUAUUGUAUCGUUACCCAUCUGUUGAUACUGCACAUAUUCUCACUGUAGUCAAUCAAUUUAGUAAAAUAUAGGUAACCACCGUAGCUAUUUAUUUCUUGACAUUGCAAGAGGAGCUACAUUAACGCUACUGUUAGACAAAUAGUGUUGAGUUACACUAGAUUUAUUAAACAUUGGUAGUUCACUACAUCCAAACGACUACAUCAAAUGAUGUUAAUUGUUCUAAAUCUGAAAUGCCAUAAGACGCAGCACACAUGGGUGGGCUAUCAGUGGUCUAUCUCAAAAAUGGUCACAAAAUCAUCUGUUGAAACAUGUAGUGGUUAGUUUCGAGUUUAGAUCAAUUAUACUACCAAGUUGUUACAAUAUGUAGUAAUGUAUACCUUUUAGUAUUUUACAGUAAAUUGUUGCUCUGCCUCAGCUGUGACUGUUAGAUGCCUCAAAUCAAUUAGAAGUCAUCAUAAAAGACACCCAAAAAUGACGCUAAUAGGCUCAUAGCAUUUGUGCCAUACUACUUGAACCCAGGUUACAAUGUUCUGAAGCUUAACAUGAAUAAACGAUGUAAUUAUUUAUUACGAGUGGCUGAUAAAGCAGCCUUCCAGCCAUAUGGAGCUAACUGAUUAGCUACACAUUAUGAACUUAUUCUGAACAAAUCAGAUGACAUUUUAUUUGUGAGUGGUCUGAAAUGGAGUGAAUGUCCAUAGUUGCAAGUUUCACUUGAACUAAUGUCUCGUCAGAUUAAACGAUUUUACUUGAAAAUAAAGCAAGCAGGUACACAAGCAAUCAGGUUAAUUGUUAGAUUCCUAUAAUUUUAUUUAUGUAAAAUAUUGCAAAGAACACAACAAUGUCAGUUAUGUAAACUGCAAACCUAGCAUGGACAGCUAAACUAGCAUGAGAAGAAGAUGUACAGUGUA